GGCCCCGGCUCGGCGGCGCCUCACGGAGCAGCGCCGGGGCCUGAGGCGGAGGGGAAGGAGCGCCUUCCCUGGGAGAUUCGUGGGUUUGUCAGUGACAAGAUGACAAUUCAUAUUUUUACCAAAGGAUCCAGUGAGUCAUCCUGUUAACCAGACUGAAAUACAUGCUUGCCUAUCAUCCUGCCACAUUAGCCAACCAACAUCACAAUGACUGAGGAGUUGGACCACAGAUUCAGCAGUCUCACCUGGGAUCAGAUUAAAAUCCUGGAUCAAGUGUUGGCUGAGGUCAUCCCUAUUCACGGGAGGGGGAAUUUCCCAACCCUUGAUGUAAAGCCCAAGGAUAUCAUCCACGUGGUGAAGGAGCAGCUGGUUGAAAAGCAAAUCAACAUCCGAGACAUCCGUCUGAACGGCUCCACAGCCAGUCACAUCCUGGUGAAGCAGAAUGGAACCAGCUACAAGGACCUGGACAUCAUUUUUGGGGUGGAACUCCCAAGCGAGCUGGAAUUCCAGGUUGUUAAGGAAGCGGUUCUCCAUAGCCUGUUGGACUUCUUGCCCAAAUGUGUCAACAAGGAAAAAAUCACCGCUCAGACCAUGAAGGAUGCCUACGUGCAGAAGAUGGUGAAGGUCUCCACGGACCACGACCGCUGGAGUCUCAUCUCACUGUCAAACAACAGCGGCAAGAACGUGGAGCUGAAGUUUGUCAACUCACUGAGGAGGCAGUUUGAGUUCAGCGUGGACUCCUUCCAGAUCAUCUUGGACUCCAUCCUCAAGGUUUACAGAGCAGCAGACUGCAGGCUGACAGAAGACUCUCACCCCACCGUCAUCGCCGAGAGCAUGUAUGGAGACUUCAACGAAGCCAUGGACCACUUAAAGUACAAACUGAUUUCCACGAGGAACCCCGAGGAGAUCAGAGGAGGUGGCCUCCUGAAGUACAGCAACCUCCUGGUUCGUGACUUCAAGCCAGCGGACGAGGCUGAAAUUAAAUCUCUGGAACGUUACAUGUGCUCCAGGUUCUUCAUUGAUUUUCCAGACGUUGCCGAGCAGCAGAGGAAAAUCGAGUCCUAUCUGCGCAACCACUUCAUCGGGGAGGAGAAGAGCAAGUAUGACUACCUGAUGACUCUCAGGGGAGUUGUCAACGAGAGCACAGUCUGCCUCAUGGGGCACGAACGAAGGCAGACACUGAACAUGAUCACAAUCCUGGCUUUAAAAGUGCUGGGAGAACAAAACAUCAUCCCAAACGCAGCCAACGUCACCUGCUACUACCAGCCUGCUCCCUAUAUCAGUGACAGAAACUUCAGCAGUUACUACAUUGCUCAUGGACAGCCUCCAGUCAUCUACCAGCCCUACCCCUUUCACAUACAGAUGCAGAGCAGCAUGGUUUAG
Calypte anna (Anna's hummingbird) is the source of this 1380-nucleotide messenger RNA. RefSeq names its product terminal nucleotidyltransferase 5D (gene TENT5D). Gene Ontology annotation, biological process: mRNA stabilization. Lineage: Eukaryota; Metazoa; Chordata; Aves; Apodiformes; Trochilidae. Gene Ontology annotation, molecular function: RNA binding; poly(A) RNA polymerase activity. Bases 205 to 1380 code for a protein of 391 amino acids. The record is from RefSeq and is a predicted model, not a curated record. The transcript has 3 exons.